CCCGACUCCAGGUAAGCAGCUGCAAGCAUCUGCAGGGGCAACAGCGACGCGGGUAACACCGCGUGCUUAAAUUAGUCCCGGCACAACUGUCGCUCGCGUAACAUGUGAGGAGAGAGGAGUUUGUGCUUCGAAAAGCGAAGUGAAAAAUUUCAUAACUGAAACAGACACUGAUCGACUGUUAAUAAUACAUUCGUAAGGAACGUGUGUGAAAUUUUGACGCAACAAAAAAUAACCGAGUACUCAUAAAAAAGUAUAAAUAGAAAGAAAGAAAGAAAAAAGAUGACAGAAGUUCAAUUGUGAAGAGAGAGCUUAAAGUUUAAUCUGAGAUAAUCUUAUAUUUGGCCCUGGUAUAUCGGACUUUACUCUAAGAAAUUUUAGUGAUUAUGAUUAAUAGUCGCUCUGCAAGGGGUAGUUCUAAGUGAAGUUCCAUAACGAAGCUCGUAUGGCUUGGAGAUCGUGAAGAAAUUAACGAAGAACGUGGAUUCGAUGAUCGUAUGAAGGUUCACGAAGAGGCGAACGAACGAAGAAGAAGAGGAAGAUGCUGAUACUUAGGCUAAUUGUGGUGUUGAGCCUCUGUUGGAUGGCCAGGUGCGAUUUACUGGACCUGUACGUCCAGCAUAUGGACGAGACCAUGAGGACCUUGGCCUACAGAAACAGGCAUCAUCAGAAAGAUAUUAUAUCCAGGAUAAAGAGAGGCCUUCGAGGAGAGGAGCCGUUUCUCAGAGUGGGCACGUUUAAGAAGCAACGGUUGGACGUUGAUAAAGAAUGGUACGCGCAAUGGAAGGCAAAGAGAAAGAUCUCUUACAAAGAAGACGGUCUGGACUUUCCUAAUUCGAGGGAAGAGAACCUGGAUCCGAGUCAACACGAGCUGGUGAACAACGCGAGUUCUCGAAUUCUCGGCCGAGUAUCCGAGGAAACGACCACCAUGUCGGCAGAGAUCAAUGAAACGAUGGAUGCGUUCGAUAUCGAACUUUCCAAUGAAGAGUCAACGUGGUCGAACGGCACAGCAUUGUCAGACAGACAAUCGAUCGAAAACGAGAAUCCGAGGGCUGAAUCUCGAGAAGAGACUACUCGAACGACCGAUUUUCAAGACGACGUCGAGAUAGAAGAGAAUUCCCAAUUCGAAAUCAUCAGCGAUACCGGUACCGCUGGCCCAACGUUCUUCGACGAUCCUAUCUUGAAAAGAACGCGAGAUCGAGUCCCUAAGAAGUACAUUCCACCGAUGAAUAAAUUAGCCAAAUUCUUUCGUGGCUCAAAGUAUAUCGAUUCCGAAGAGACGAUAGACAACAGGCCACGAAGGAGUAUCAAGGAACCAAAGUUCACCAGGCACGAGAAACUCGACGACGAUGGCGAGGUCAUCCUCGAGUGGGAUCCUUCAGACAAGGAGAUGGUCAUCUUCAAGGUCACUGCCAAGACCUUGGGAUACGUUGGUAUCGGCUUCAACGAUAAAAACCACAUGAAAGGGGCUGAUAUUUUACUGGCUUGGGUGGACGAUCACACGGGCACCGUCAAUCUACUGGACUCGCAUGGAAUCGAGGAUCCAGAGGCGGCUCUGGUCACGGACACGUCUCAGGAUGUCAAAGUGCUGGGAGGUUCGCAAAACGAAACCCACACGAGCGUAAUCUUCUCGCGAAACUGGCAGACCUGCGAUCCUCAGGAUCAUCGGCUUACGGGAGACACGAUUCGAGUCCUGUGGACGCUUCAUUCGAGUGACCCUGAAUUAAAUGCUGCUAUUUGGCCUGGUGACAAACGUGGUGGUAGAGCCUUAAGGCUCAAGACACCUGCUCCUCACGCGCCUCCUCGAUAUACUCAGGACAUCAAACACUGGGACGUAAAAUUGAAUCAAUACACGCCACUCGUGGAAAAGCAAAACGAAGAUUUGGUUCAUCAUAUUAUAUUGUACGAAUGCGCCUCGACUUUACCGAUCUUGGGGCAACAUGCGAGAAUCGUUGGAGCACCUUGUUACAGUCCUACAAUGCCACGGGAGUGGGAAUCUUGCUUGCAACCGGUACUGGCCUGGGCACGCGGUAGUACAGGUGAAUGGCUUCCGGAACACGUAGGCUUUCCCAUCGCGGAGCAUCCUGAAGGUUCUUAUUACAUGCUAGAAGUGCAUUAUAAUAACCCGGGUAUGAAAAAGGUGGUGGACAGCAGCGGAGUACGUCUUCACUUGACUCCGAAACUUCGUCCACAGGAAGCGGGAAUUCUCGUUGCUGGGGUGGCCGUGAGUCCUCUUCACCUGAUUCCUCCUAAACAAAAGGAAUACGCCACGGCAGGUUACUGUACUCCUCAUUGUACAAACACUAUGUUCCCUAAAGGUGGUGUAAACAUCGUUUCAGUAGUCUUGCAUUCCCACUUGGCCGGUCGUCGUCUGAGCCUGAAACAUAUUCGCCAGGGCAAAGAAUUACCCAGAAUAGUCGAGGACAACCACUUUGAUUUUGACUAUCAACAGUCUCAUACUCUUGAGAAGGAAGUGAAAGUCCUUCCAGGAGACGAAUUGGUGGCUGAAUGUGUUUAUGGUACUCUAGACAGAACGAAACCCACUUUGGGAGGGUACGCAGCAUCUCAGGAAAUGUGUCUGGCCUUCGUGGUACAUUAUCCGAGAACACCACUUGCAGCUUGUUACAGUAUGACGCCGAUAAAACAUCUGUUCAAAACACUUGGCGUGUACAGCUUCAAAGGUGUUACUAUGGACCAUCUAGAAAAACUGUUCCUAACAACUAGAACGGAUGCUGUGACCAUUUCUUCCACUGGACAACAACAGCUUCCUAUCUACCCUGCUACAAGACUCAGCGAAGAAAUAGAUGAGAAACUUAUAAGAGAGGCAAAAUCUGCAUUGAUGGCUAUGAAAGAUUACACAGUAGAGAAUGAAAAAUUACACGACAAUGAUAAUGUUUUCUCUCGAUUGAUCAUCGAGGAACCAGAAGAGUUCAGAGGACGAACAUUGGCUGAACAUAUGCUGGCAUUACCUUGGACCGAAGAACUCCUUGCCAGAUCCAUCGAACGGAGUUUAUAUCAUGGCAGACACAUGACCUUCUGCAGGAAAAGAGACGAUAAACUUGCCUUGCCAUCAGAUAUACAAACGUUCCCAAAUUUCACAGCACUGCCAGAAACGAACGAAACGACAUGCAGCGAAACAGCAACACUAUCGAGUGCAUCGAGAAACUUGUACUUCAACAUUUCAAUUCUCAUGAUUCUCAUCACAACGAUCAUCAAACUUUUCGGUGUUAAGGAUGCGACGUACAAGAUACGUUGCAUUGCCAGUACGGGCUUGGCAGUAUGUCGGCCUCUUGGUGGUGUCCCUCGCCUGCCUGACAUUAGGGCUGGUCUCCAGGGAUAAGGAAGGCCGAGCAGGAAGUCUGGCAGGGCCUGAAUUGAAACAUCAAGCUCCUCACGAAGUGGAUGCCUGCCCAAAUUUGAACCCUUUCACCAAGAUGCCUUCUUGCUUGACUUUCGAGCAAGACCAGACCAGGAUUUCGAAGACGACCAGAGAAACUAGAGACUCCAGGACAUCCCCGAUACAAAUUGAUCUCAGAAUAUCUCGAUCUCGAAGCUUAGAUCGCGUCUCCAGGGCUCGAUCUCAAACUCGAGUUGACUUUAGGAGCAUGGAGAGAUCGGGAAGCAGACAAGGAACGAACACUGAAUACAGAAUCCAAGAUCGUACAAGACGUAUGUCCGAUCCUGCGAAUCGACUUUCCCGAUCACUGAAUUCGAAGACCACAGAGGAAUUUGUAGAACGAAGAUUGCUCAAAAGGUCUAUUGAUUCAGAUAGACGCCGCGAAGUAAACAGAAGAGUAAAUGAUCGAGAACGUAAUCUUGCACGAUCCACGGAAUCACUUGUUUCUAACAACUUUCGUCGAGAAAGGAACGAACGAUCUCUGAAGAACGUAGAUCCACGUAAUCGUAUGCAGACGAUAAUCAGACGCGAUUCUAGAUUGGACCAAGACCGCAGAUCUCUUACCAGAUUGGAACAGCGAGAAGUAAUUAAUGAACGACAAAGAAUUAGUCGUUUAGAUCGUCACAUGGAUGCCAGGGCAAACGAGCGACGAAACUCUCCCAUUAGAUCGGCAAGACGUUCUAUAGAUAAUCUGGAAAAUCUGGCUCGUGAACGACGUGAAUCUCGACUCGUCAGGACGUCUGACAUUACUAGGAAUGAUUUAAAGGAACGACGAGUUAGAGAUUUGUCUAAUGAUCGAACGUCAGAACGUCGGUCACUUGCAGAUUCUAGGAGAAGUUCAGAAAAGCGGUCUGCAUCCGUUGAUUUUCGAAAUCGCGAAGAGAUUAAGACUGAUCGUCGACUCGCCGAACAAAAAACUAACCGGCGACUGAUGGAGAGGCGAUCCACAUCUGUUGAAUCUCGAACUCGUGAAGAUGAAAGAGCUGAUCGUAGAUUCAUGGGACAGAAAGAGAAUCGUCGAGUUGUGGAACAGAGAGCUGAUCGUCGAGCUAUAGGACAAAGGACUGACCGACGUCUUACGGAACAGAGAGCUGAUCGUCGACUUAAGGAACGAAAAAUUGACCGUAUGAUAAACCAAAAUGUAGAUCGCAGACUCUCUGAAGAAAGUAACCGUAGACUUAACGAACGAAGAACUGAUCGUCGUCUGUUGGACCAACGGGCUGAACGUCGACUUAUGGAACGAAGAACUAAUCAACAAUUCACAGAACAGAGAGCUGACCGACAACUCAUGGAAAGACGAUCCACACGUAUCGAAUCUCGAAGUCGCGAAGAAGCCAGAACUGAUCGCAGGCUUAUGGAACAAAGGACUGAUCGACGACUCAUGGAAAAACGAUCUAUCGAGUCUCGAGCUCGCAAAGAAACCAGAACUGAUCGCAAUCUUAUAGAGCAGAGAAUUAACCAUCGAUUUGCAGAACAAAGGGCCGAUAACAGACUUAUGGAGCAAAGGACUGAUCGACGACUUGUGGACAAACGAUCCGUAUCUGUCGAGUCUCGAAGCCGUGAAGAAGCCAGAACUGAUCGCAAACUCGUGGAAAAAAGAGCUAACCGACUAAUUAUUGAACAAAGAGCUGAUCGCCAACUCACAGAACGUCGUCUCGCAGAGCGAAGGAUUGAUCGACGAGACUUACUCGCAAGACGAUUCGACACUAGAUCACAACGAAUUGGCGCUACGCUUAUUCGUCUUGCGAAUGAUAUUCGGUCCACCCAAAAGGAACAACGAUUCGCUGAAAGAAUUCGAGAUAAAUUUGCGAACGAUAUCAGACGAUCUCGCUCCGUAGAAAGGGAGCAUGUUCGUUCUGCAGACAGAGAUUCUCGUUCUCGAAGCCAACCAAUGGAAGAUACAACUUUCCUCCGAAGACAACCACGCUCUCAACAACGCAAUUUUAGGAUCUCCGUUAAUGCACGUACAUUAGCAGUACGAGAGAAAGCUCUGGCUCGCAGCAAUGACUUUAUACCCAGGAUGAAAAUUUUGGGCGCCGCAAACAUCCUGAAACGAGAGAACUCCAUGAAUCUCAACAAUCUGACAUUUGAAAUGAUUCGUCAGGCAUUCGUAAUUGGACUUUGCACAAUGUAUGGAUUAUCUAUUUUCUAUGGCAAACGAACUUCGUGGGGCAGGCACCACAGUUUACUAUCUGGUAGGAUUCUUAUCCAACGGAAAACAACGAUUCGCUACUUCCAAGACCUGCUUUUAGUCGUUGUCCUUGUGUAAUAAUUCUUGUGUAAUAAUUCUUGCAUUAUAGCGCUAUGCAUUGUGCUAUGCACUUAAUGAAAACCUGUAUAUUAGUGUACAGCUGAUAAAUGUAUCCUGCAUAAAGACAGAAAUGUAUCGCAUGUAUUUAGAAAGAUCUAUUUUAUCCGAAUAAAUUGUUCAAAUUAAAAUCAAA
Molecule: messenger RNA, 5838 nt
Organism: Heterotrigona itama
Lineage: Eukaryota; Metazoa; Arthropoda; Insecta; Hymenoptera; Apidae
Source: the annotation of a GenBank genome assembly